AUGCAUCGAAAUGUCCUGGUGAUUGUAACAACAGCUGCUCCUAAAUGUGCUGAAAACGAAGAACUAAGUGAAUGUGCUAAUCCAUGUCAACCAUCGUGUCAAUCGCCAAAUCGUAAACCAUGUCCGACAUUGCAAUGUUCGUCUGGUUGUAUAUGUAAAGACGGUUAUCGACGUGCCAAUAAUAACGUGACAAGUUCGUGUGUCAAAUGUGAAGAGAUUACAAUUGAACCACGAACAUAUUGA
This is a messenger RNA of Rotaria sp. Silwood1, 243 nucleotides long. The record is from the annotation of a GenBank genome assembly. NCBI's taxonomy places the organism in Eukaryota, Metazoa, Rotifera, Eurotatoria, Philodinida, Philodinidae.